GCCUCAAGAGAUGCUGAGAGUCUAGAGCGCAGACAAACUCGGCUUGAUGAUCAACGUUCAAGACAAGCGGCUUCAAGAGACGCCGAGAGUCCAGAACAGACACGGACUCGAAUUGACGAUCAACGUGCAAGACAAGGUGCUUCUCGAGCAGCUGAGAGUCCAGAGCAGAGACAAACUCGGCUUGGCGACCAACGUGCAAGACAAGCUUCCUCAAGAGACGUCGAGACCGUCUGGGAUGCCGUCACACAACUUGCUGCUCAAAGUUGA
This is a messenger RNA of Didymodactylos carnosus, 267 nucleotides long. The record is from the annotation of a GenBank genome assembly. Lineage: Eukaryota; Metazoa; Rotifera; Eurotatoria; Philodinida; Philodinidae.